Molecule: messenger RNA, 3624 nt
Organism: Eriocheir sinensis (Chinese mitten crab)
Lineage: Eukaryota; Metazoa; Arthropoda; Malacostraca; Decapoda; Varunidae
Gene: dgt3
Product: HAUS augmin-like complex subunit 3
Exons: 13
Coding region: 1759-3552 (597 amino acids)
Biological process (GO): spindle assembly; centrosome cycle
Cellular component (GO): mitotic spindle; centrosome; HAUS complex
Source: RefSeq, a predicted model, not a curated record
UGGGCGGGGACGGGGCGACUUUUACCCUAGAAACACCCGCCAGAGAGUUGAGUAAACCACGCACACACCCAGGAGGAACAGAAUACAGCAGCACCACUCCUUAAGAAGCGGAAACAGGAAGGCUUUAGAGUCAGUCUGUGUGGAGACAUGGAGUGUGAGACAUGCUCCUUGACUGAGUUCCAGAUAAUCCAGCGCUUCUUGGAGAACGACGAGGAGGCUUUACGUGCCUUCGAAGAGCAUGGAGUAAUACCAACUCAGAGGCAGUGCGGUAACUGUGGGCGUCAACUGUCUCUCAGGUCUGACAAAAGAGCUUUCCAGUGCUACAAGCGUAUGAAAAUUCCCAAAACCAAGCGAUAUAAACGCUGUGACUUCUACGCCUCCCAGUUCAAAGGCACGUGGUUAGAGAAAGCGAAGUUAUCUCCCAGCGCCAAUAUUGUGUUUGUUAACGCUUUUUUGAGGAAGACAUUCUCCCAUGCACUGUGUAAACAAAACUUGGGUCUGUCACCGCACACUGUUGUCAUCUGGAAAGGCUUCUGUGCGGAGGUGUGCGAGGGCUGGCUGAAGGAACAGGAGCCUAUUGGUGGUCCCGGGAAAGUGGUGGAGAUCGCCGAAAGCAUAUUUGGGGAGAGAAAACUCGACACUGGACGUACUGUUGACGGCGUGUGGGUGUUUGGGGGGAUCGAACGGGAAACUUGCCGCAGCUUCAUCCUUCCCGUUGAGGGCUGCGACGCUGCCACCCUCAUUCCCCUCUGCCAGAAAUUUAUCCUUCCCGGCACCACGAUACACACUGACAAUUGGGAGGCAUAUAACACCCUUGGCGACUUAGAUUACGUGCACCGGGUCUAUUCCCUGCACUCCGAGACCCCAGACACUGAGAUCCAUACAAAUAACAUAGCACGGCUGUUGACGGACAUCAAGACUCGGGUUCCAAGGAAUAAAAAUCACCAUUACAGGCAGUAUCUCGUGAGGUAUCUCUUUCUGUACAGCCACCCAGACCAUAAAACCAUCUUCCACCGCUUUCUCAGGCAGAUUGCACAACUUUACCCUCCACCCAAGUAGGAGUGAGUGAACGGAACUUACGAUAGAAACAGUGAUAUCCCAAAACAAAAACAAAGAUAAACAUUGAUGAGAGGAAUUAAAAGCAGGAAAGAUCGUUGCAAAGUUCUCGUGCAGCAAAGGAAUAACAAAUGACAUUGGGGUUACAGGAGUGAGCGAACAGAACUUACGAUAGAAACAGUGAUAUACAAAAACAAAGACUAACAUUGAGAGGAAUUAAAAGCAGAAAAAGAUCAUUGCAAAGUUCUCGUGCAGCAAAGGAGUAACAGAUGACAUUGGGGUUACAGGAGUGAGUGAACGGAACUUACGAUAGAAACAGUGAUAUUCCAAAACAAAAACAAAGAUAAACAUUGAUGAGAGGAAUUAAAAGCAGAAAAAGAUUGUUGCAAAGUUCUCGUGUAGCAAAGGAAUAACAGAUGACAUUGGGGUUACAGGAGUGAGUGAACGGAACUUACGAUAGAAACAGUGAUAUACAAAAACAAAAACAAAGAUAAAGAUUGAUGAGAGGAAUUAAAAGCAGAAAAGAUCGUUGCAAAGUUCUCAUGUAGCAAAGGAAUAAUAGAUGAUAUUGGGGUUACAGGAGUGAGUGGCCGUGACUUGUGAUAUGAACGUAAUUUGUGAUAUGGGCAUAACUAGUGAUAAAAAACAAUAACAAAAACAAGCAUUCUCUGGCGUCCGUACUGUCGCCCCCAACACAACACGAUGAGUGGAGAGGCGCUUGUGAGGCAACUGCGGCAGCUUGGAGCACCGGGGUCUGAGGACUUGGUGGGGGAGGUUUACGACUGGCUGUUCCUCAGGGCCAAGAGGGACCCGCUCGCCACCUUCCUCGAUUGGUUCAUAGAAAAUGUCUCGGAGAACAAUAUGCUCACCGAGGAGGAGCUCAGCGAGUUUGAGGCACUGGAGGCAAGGGGCGAGGCGAUGAGUGCCACACAGCUGCAGGAGAUGGAGGUGGCACUGUCCGUCGUGCCCUCCCUCCCCGGGGCCUUGCAGCAUGCCGUGGAGGAGCCGCUACCCUCGCCGGAUGAGCUGAGCGCCCUGGAGGAGGAGCUGGAGCUGCUUACCAUGAGGAGGAACAUGAUGAAUGCACACAAGAUUGAGCUGCGCGAGGAGACUUACCAGCUUAGUCAGCGAGCCCAGCGUGGCCGUGCUGAGCUGCGGCACCAGGUGGAGGCCGCCGCCAGUGCCAGCCACCACCUCAGUAAAGCCCAGCAGUGCCUGGCCCGGGUCAUGGAUCAGCACCUCAGCACCUACCACAAGUUUGGGGAAGCUACAGAGGAUGAGGCCGUGUUCUUCGCCCAGAUGGACCUGGAGGAGUGGUUCAGGGAGGAGGACAAGUUCACCGACCUGCUCACCACAUACAUACAGAGGCAGUUCAAGGCGGGCGUGGGUGUGGUGGCCGGCACGGAGGACUCAUCACAAUACGUGCUCCUGGACCUCAACAAAAUGGACCUGUCUCUGGUGCGCGGCGCUGGGGAGGAACAGUACUGCCGGAACCUGGCCGAGCUGCACCGACUCAACGCCCUGCUGCCACGUACGGAGGAAUGGCGUCUGUGCGGUCUAAUCCAGCAGGCGCGGCGGAAGGCUGAAGUGGAGGAGGCUGAGCGGCUUCUGGCGGCCCUGCACCGCGGACACCUGCCCUCGGACAUGGCCGUCAUAAGGCAGCAGACGGAGGACGCCCAGGAGUGUCUCGGGAUGGUGGCCAAAGAGUUCCAGCAGCAGCGGCGGGCCAUGCAGGGUGUUCUGGCGGAGGUGGCGCAGCUGGAGGGCACGCGCACCAUCUCAGGCGACUACGAGCUCAAACUGCAGCGCCAGGAAUACUUCAUCGCCAAGCAGAAGAACGUGAUGGAUGAGUUGGUGUCCCAGGUAGCGCGGCACAACUGGGUCAUCAUCGCGCUGCAGACGGAGGGCGAGCGCGUCAACAACAUGCUGCAGGUGCUGAGGGUCGUCAACAGCAGGAUGACAGAGAGGGACGCAGACUACAAGGACAGGAUGGUUCAGCUCGAGACCAUUCUGAAGGAGAGUGAGGAGGCGAGGGCAUCAGGCAGCCUCCCCCGCCCCCUGCACACCCUGUCCCUGCUGCUGGUGGGGCCGCCGGGGCAGGACAGGGCCAGGUCGGGGGGUGGAGAGGGUGCCAAGGAGCUGCUUCUGAGGCAGGUGGAAGGGCUGCUGUCGGCCCUCACUGUGGCUCAGGACCAGGUCGCCACCAUCAUCAGCCCACAGUUCUCCUCACUCACUCAGAAGUUGGGCAUCUGUGAGGUGCUGGAGGCGAGGUUGUUUGGCAGUGCGGGCAACCUGCAGGCGCUGCCCCUGGCCUGGCUGGACGUUGCCCUGGCCACCCGUUGCACCACUGCCGAGCAGAGGGCCUGGGAAUUCAAGAAGAAGCUCAUUGACAUCAUAUCCCAGUACGAGAAGAAGAAAAAGGUCCUCCAGAUAGACCCGACCAUGAACCAGGACUUCAGGAAAUGGACCACGGACAUUUUGAGAAAGGUUAACUAAAUAGAUUAAGCUGAUAAGUUAAGUAUAUAUAUUGUAUUUUGGUUAUGAAAGCAAUAAAGUUGGUUGAGCAGC